Hemisphaericaspora subhashii is the source of this 768-nucleotide messenger RNA. RefSeq names its product hydroxyacylglutathione hydrolase (gene GLO2). Bases 1 to 768 code for a protein of 255 amino acids. Gene Ontology annotation, molecular function: hydroxyacylglutathione hydrolase activity. The record is from RefSeq and is a predicted model, not a curated record. The transcript has a single exon. Lineage: Eukaryota; Fungi; Ascomycota; Pichiomycetes; Serinales; Debaryomycetaceae.
AUGCAUAUAGAAUCAAUUCCAAUGAGAUGGGGUAAAGGAGAUAAUUAUUCUUAUCUUUUGAUUGAUACCCCAACCAGACAUGCUUGGUUAAUUGACCCGGCCCAACCAGAAGAAGUUGAAGAUUGGAUAACUAAACAUAAGCCCAAAUUUGAAUUAAAGGCAAUUGUCAAUACACAUCAUCACUAUGAUCAUUCUGAUGGUAAUGUUGCAUUUCAUAAGAAAUAUCCUGAUUUGCCUAUAAUUGCUGGGAAGGAUUCUCCAUUAGUAAGUUAUACACCAUCACAUCAAGAAGUUAUUGAUUUAGGUGAUGACUUGAGUGUAACUGCUUUACAUACUCCUUGUCAUACUCAAGACUCGAUUUGUUAUUUUGUUGAAGAUUCCAAAACUAAACAACGGGCAGUUUUCACGGGAGAUACUUUAUUCAUUAGUGGAUGUGGUAGAUUUUUUGAAGGUAAUGGGAAAGAAAUGAAUGUUGCUUUAAAUGAAGUUUUGGGUAAAUUACCUAAAGAUACUAAUGUAUAUCCGGGACAUGAAUAUACCAAAUCAAAUGUUAAAUUCUCCAAAUCAAUUAUAAAUAAUUCUGCUAUUAAAAAUUUAGAGAAGUAUUGUAAUGAAAAUGAAUUUACAACUGGGAAGUUUACUAUUGGGGAUGAAUUGGAAUUCAAUCCCUUUAUGAGAUUAAAUGACCCUCAAGUAGUAGAAAAGACUGGGUUUAAUAAUCCAGAUGAUGUUAUGGAUAAGUUACGUACUUUGAAGAAUCAAUUUUAG